This is a messenger RNA of Linum trigynum, 2788 nucleotides long. The record is from the annotation of a GenBank genome assembly. NCBI's taxonomy places the organism in Eukaryota, Viridiplantae, Streptophyta, Magnoliopsida, Malpighiales, Linaceae.
UUGAUUUUGACUCAAUUUUAUCCGAACUGAUCGAAUGCGACACCCCUAGUCCUAGUCCAAGAAACUCUAAUAAGUAAUAAGUACUAAGAAUGCGUGGAUAAACAGAUAAGUCAGUUGGACUAGGACUACCCCUAGGGUCUACUAGUUCUUGUGUGAUGUACAGAUUGAAUUUUGGAACCCCAUAAUUAUCAAAAAAAAUUAUGUUGUUUGGAUGGGUUAAUUGUUGAUGUGAUAUUUGCGGAGUCAAAUAAUUCAUUUAGUGUUCAAGUGUUCUUUCAGUGGUAAUUUAAAUAAAGUAUCUCGUUUGAUUGAACCAAGCAAAUGUGGUAUUUGACAUAUGGUAAUUGAUAAAAGCAGAGUGGUAAAACGAAUUAUUUCAAAAUAACAUAUAGAUUAACUCAUUUCAGUAAAACGCUUCCAAAUAAGUAAAUAAUUCCUACAAAUACUCCAUCCAAACCCCCCAAAAUUUUGGAACCCGAAGUAUAGCAACAAGCCCAAGGUAACAUUGCCUAAUGGUGAAACCACUGGAUCAAUUGAGCUCUGGAUGCGGGAGGUCCUGAGUUUGAUUCCCGAUGGCGCCACUUGAGCGUUCCCGGCGGCACCCUUGGUAUCGCAGGUGAAGCUUCUCCAAUGUUGGUAGCAGAAAGCCCCGAUUAGUAUGCAUGUAUCCCAGUAGUUUAGUAGGUUCCGUUGUCGCUCAAACCGCACGUAAGACUGAGGUUUACUAGGUUAUAAAUGAAAAAUAAAAAAAAAGUACAGCAACAAGACUGAGAAAAUGGGCACUCUUGUAGACGUGCAUGAAGCCCACGUGUAACUCGGAGAUCGCCACGUGUGAAAUAAUCCAUCUCAAUUGGACACGCUCGCUAUAACAUUGCCGGUUCCUGAUCUAAGAACUGUUCUUUGUGAAUCAAGAAAAAGUAUAAAAAAAAAAAGAACGAUUUAACGCCCAGAAACCAGAAGCAACAGAAACAGAUCAGGCACAAAACAGGGGUGGAAAGAAAAUCGAAGGAUAUCAAUGGCGUCGUCGGCUCUCCGCCCAGCAUUUGCGUACACGGUGGUGUACGUCAAGGACGUAGCCAAAUCCGUAGAUUUCUACGCCAACGCUUUCGGUUACCAUGUUCGCCGCCUCGACGAUUCUCACAGAUGGGGAGAGCUGGAGAGCGGCCAGACGACAAUCGCGUUCACUCCGGUCCAGCAGCACGAGACCGACGACAGAACCGGCCAGGUCCGGACCCCAAAAUCCGGCGACGAGCGACCCUCGAUGGAGGUCUGCUUUGCCUAUGCUGAUAUCGAUGCUGCAUACAAGAGAGCGGUGGAGAACGGAGCUACGGCGAUUAGCCCGCCGGAGGACAAGGAGUGGGCGCAGAGAGUUGGUUACGUGCGUGAUAUCGACGGUAACGUGGUCAGAAUGGGGAGCUACGUCGCCAAACAGACGAAAUGAUGCUACAGUGAAAAGAACGACAAAAGUUCAGAGUUCUGCAAGUGUUCCUACUUGUGUACCUUUCUCCUGCAGAAAUUUGUCGUUAACUACAUGCGUAUUAUUAUGCUCCCAAUUCCAGUUCCUUGAAGAACUCUGUUCACUUGCACUUCUCUUCUCCUAGCAAGCCAAAAUAGCAUUAAUGGCCAGUUCAAUGAUUAGACACAUACAGAACCAAAUCAAUCAAUCUGUAUCCAAAAGGAGGCAUCGACCAUUGUUGACUUCUUUCGAGUUUGUAAAACGCCACUCUGAUCCCCAUUGCAAAAACCGAGACAUAACAAGCGAAAACAGGAACACAGAAAGAUUGAAGGGGAGCCGAGAAUCUGAGUGGAAUUCUACAAAGGAUUAACAAAAUAGACAAACCAUAUGGUCCAGUUUCCCCCCUGACCACUUAUCAAACCACCCCAGCCCCACCCAACCACCAAACCCAAAAUGAAUUAAGACUGAUUUUUUUUCUUUUUUCUUCUUCUUGGUACACAUAGCAGAGAAGCUCUUCUUCACUGGACGAAAGAUCACAAGAUUUCCUGUGACUUCCUAACGCAUCGGCUCACUUUCUUCUUGAAUUCGUCUCUCGUCUCCCUCCACUCUUUCUGCAUAAAAUGAGGUCACCAGUUCAGGAUUCACAUCUGUGCAAUCAUCCCCAAUUCUUAACAAGUAAAAGCUACAAACUGCUGCUAUCUUAGUGCUGCCACUAUAGCACUUCUAACAGCGUUAAACCAUACAGUGCAGCAAAGAAGCUAUUACACUCCGAGGGAUACCAUGUCCAGGGAUCUAGAAGCUGAUAACAUUUGCAGGCAAGAACAAACACAGACAGUAAGCACAUGUGCAUAUCCUACGCCGCCAUACGCAGAGGAACUGUGACUGACUAACGAUAUGACCAAGUAGAACUAUACAAAAGUUUCCAAGGUUGUCUAUGCAUCUUAAUAUCCAUGAUAUGAAACAUGACAUAAAAGAGAAAAACGGCACCGAAACAUAAUUAUAUAUCAUUUGCCUAAAGCGUUGUGAACUCCACAAAAAUCUCGAUUUGAAGGUAGAGCAUUCAUAUCAUAAUGUCAAGAAAUAGCAAGACAAGACAAGCUUCAUCAUGAAUAAGUAUGACUUACUGCUGCUUCAACAUUGGCAGGAGACUCAUCGUUAGGACUUGACAGCAUUGAGAUAAUACUCAACACAAUACUUUCAACCUAACAGAAAACAACAGGAAUUCAUCAGCAAUCAAGCAGCAAAAACAGAGUCGGUAAAAAAACAUGGAAGUGCCCAGACCUCAUAGGAAAAAAGGGAAAACAUCAGUCCAAAUAUAACAGUUAGAACACC